Molecule: messenger RNA, 5455 nt
Organism: Hyalella azteca
Lineage: Eukaryota; Metazoa; Arthropoda; Malacostraca; Amphipoda; Hyalellidae
Gene: Sbp2
Product: serine/arginine repetitive matrix protein 2
Exons: 6
Coding region: 73-4242 (1389 amino acids)
Biological process (GO): selenocysteine incorporation
Cellular component (GO): ribonucleoprotein complex
Molecular function (GO): selenocysteine insertion sequence binding; mRNA 3'-UTR binding; ribonucleoprotein complex binding
Source: RefSeq, a predicted model, not a curated record
GAGUGGGGCAGAUGCAAAAUUAUUCUGCGAUGUUUUUCAUAUCAAAAUCAUUGUUUAUUUAAUUUAUGAGUCAUGCUGUCUGCUGAUGUGCCUGAGUUUGUACCAAAAGCUCAACGUGAUAGAGCUCCUCUGGAGUCGAAUGGAGCAGACUGUGAUGUUGAGGAGCAGAUUGAAACUUCAUCACCAAAUAUUGAGGACAUACCACCCCCAACCACCUCACAAAAUGAAGAUGAGAGUGUAGAAGUACCUAGGACUGUAGGAGAUGCUGUUCAUCGUAAUGUCACUGACAACACCGUAGACAAUACAGAUGCUGCUACUGUUGCUCAGGGUUCAAUCCCUGGAGCUGAAGCACUGAAUCCUGAUGAAGUAGACUGCUCAUUAAGCCAUGUUAAUGGUGCUGCUAGCUUGACCAUGGUUUCUUCUUGUGAUAUUAACCAUGUCAUUGAAAAUAAGUACCCUCAUAGCAAACUUUCAGCUACUGUUGCUGAAUUUAUCCCUGCAAGCGUAGUUUACAUAAACAGUAAUUCCACAGAGUCGCCAAGUCCACAUAACCCAUUCAGCCCUGCAACUGGCCCUGCAUAUGUCUAUCCUGCCCCAUAUGGAUAUUAUCCCCCAUGGACCCCGGAACUAGACUACUCUUCAGGUUACUAUAAUUCCAUGCCCAAUAAUGGCCACUACUCAGGAGGAGAGUUGUUUGUUCCUGAUGGCGGUUUUGUCUAUGAUGGAACUGAGACUUACUCCUUGCCUGGUGCUGGAAUGGUUAUGGAUCCCAUAUACUAUGAUUCUGGUAUGAUGGGCAUUGAUUAUGGUGGUGGAGCAAUGGCCUAUAAUGCGUAUAGUGGCUUCAGUGGACGUGGUGGCAAGAGUAAUACAAACUUCAGCAGACGCCCGUUCAAUUCCAACAACAAAAACAAAGGGCGCAAGUUCGAAUCUACCAGAGGAGGAGCAAGAGGUGGAGGAGGUCGACAACCUUCUACUGAAAUUGGCAUCUGCAGCCAAACUGGCGAGAUGACUGUUGGAAAGCGCAAGCCUAACCAGGCUCCUCAGACCAAGAGUGAUGCUAAUGGGUGGUCUUCUCGGUCGCAUGUCCACGCAUCAAAUAUUCUUGGUAAUGCUAAUAACUGGCCUUCUCUAGCUACUGGUAAACCUGAUCAGUCAAUAGCUGCGCCAGUAGAGCUGCCUCGUCAACAGGAAUCUAGUCCACCCUUGCCAGCUGAACCUCUUCUCCCUGUAGCACAGAGCAACAGCUUUUCGUCUAUUGCCAGAAAAAAAUCUGGUAACGGUGAAAGUAUAUCAGAGAAGCCAAGGAAAGAGGCGAAGUGUAUUCCUAAUCCCAAAAAUCAAACCCCUGCAAAAGCCACAUGUAAUGUUACUGAAACGCCUUCGUUUAAUGGUGAUAACUCAGCAGCUUCCCUUGUUGAAGCAGCAUCUAGCAUCAGUUGUAAUGGUCCGAUAAGCAGCUCAGAUGAUGGCAAUGGAGAGAAAAUUAUCACGAAAUCCGACUCUCGUGAUCCUGAAUCCAGUGAAGCUGCUGAGAACGGGUCUCUAUUAUCUAAAAGUGCUAAAAAGAAAGCCAAGAAAAAACAGAAGAAGUUGAAGGAGGCAAAGGACCAGAUCUCUCAGCAAUUCAAUCUUGAGACGUCUAGCAAAACCCCAGCUCAAGAUGUCGAGCCAUCGGCAACAAAAACUUCAACCAAUGAAGUUGUAUCUCACCCUCCAUCUAUGGCCGAAGUGUUGUCCAAUCGUUCAAAACAUGGCAAGAUGGCAGCAAAUGGUACUGCUCCUUCUAAAAUCAAUCACGCUCCAGUGAAAGAACCGUGCAGGACGAAGGAGGUUCCUGUCGUCGCAAAAACAGUUGAUACUCCAAUUAACAAUACUGAAAUUUCUACUGUAACUGCCGAGGAAAAUGUCACUGUAAAUAAUCUUGCUGAAGUAGAUACUGCCACAGAGCCCAUAGAAGAUGAAUGGAUUACUGUAAGCAAGAGGUCGAAGUCAAAGAAAAGCCAACUUGCCAAGGCUGAAAGAACUGGGGCCUUGGGGUUUCGCCAGUCACGCAACAGCGUUGGCAAUAAUACAAAUUUUCGGCAACAAAACUCCAACAGCAACGGUGUAAAUUUUCGUGCAUCCCACUACAGUGUUGAACGGGACCACUAUAAUCGACGGAAUUCCAACAUUGAGGAUAAGGGCGAAAACUUUCGUGGUUCACAGCAAAUCAAGUUAACAAAUUCCGAGCAUAGACUGGAUGAGACAGAACGACCUGCCUCUGAAAGAUUGAACCUCCCAGAUAAGGUUUCUUCAGAAGUGUACGAUAUUAAUAGUAAGAGUACAACAGAGAUCAAUGGCAGUGUCAGUGUUUCUUCUCCUGAUAAAGUUGCUGCCGUUGCCCCAUCUGAGGCUAAAUCUAAAGAUAAAAAUGACCCUGAAACUCAGGAAAUAUUGAAAAGACGAGCACUGAAAAAGGAAAAGGCAAAGCAGGAGAAAAAGAUCAUGAGAGAGAACACAGCUUUACAGAAGCAGACCAACGCGCGGAAGGAUUCAAAGCUUUCCGUUGUACCAACUGCAGCUGAAAAAACUUGUUCUAAUCCAAAAAACUUGCAUACGGGGACGUUUGUGAUGAACUCUGAGGAAUACCCAACUCUUGGGGUGGGUGUUAGCAAGAAGUCUAAACCUUCACCAGAUUCUUCAACCAAAAUAGAACUAAAAAACUUGAAUGGCAUCAUUCAGAGCUCUCCCAAAAAUGUCCCCGUAUCGACUUCUGCUUGGACGAAUGCAAGCAAUCUUGUUGAUGAACUGAAUUCGUCUGUCGGUGAGAUGAAUUCUGCAAUGAAUGGAAGCACCGAGUUCAAAAUUAGCAGGCAGCCUUCGAGGUCUGAUGUUAAACCUGCUUCGGCUCUGGGCGACAGCAGCGUCAGAAGAAAAGUCAAGAAUGGUCAGAUGCUGAAUUCGGAUGAUUCGAGUAAAGUCAGGUCUCAAGAGAACAAAGGGAAACGAAGCACUGGCCCCGCUCCCUCUAAGCACGUCAAGUCCUCGCACAAGAUUACUCUCAGUUUAGAUGCAUUAAUUAAGAGCUCAAGCCAGCGCGGCAAGACAGCUGUGAGGAGACCGCUUGCAGUGCGGACUAUGGAGCCCUUGCGACGGCCAGCUGCAUCGAGCUCCUCUUCAAAGCCCACAAGGCUUGUUGAUGGUGCCUCGGCAGGACUGCGUGAGAAAGGCAAGAAGAAGAAGAGUUUAACUCCCGCUCAGCGCUACAGGAAGAUCCGCGCGCAGUACAGGGAGAAGUUGCUCAUGCUGUCAGAAAUCCAGAGAAUACGAGAAGGCGGAGAACCUGCAGAUGUCAACACCGAGGGCUUCAGAGAAGACAGUCCAGGAGCUGCUGCCACUGACGGCUGGACGGACGUCGACGAAGUUGGCUGUGUCGUCAAGACGGCUGGUGACGAGGCGGCAGGGCUUGUCAAGGUUGACGCUGACGAGGCUGCUAGUUCCGUAACGACGGACGUCAAGCCGACUCUGAAAAGUCUAUCCGUGGCUGACAAAUUAUUGGACGAAAUCCUCUUCUACUCUCAGAAGAAAACUUGUCCCGCUUUAGAUGCAUACGUGAAGAACGUCAUAACCCCAGAACUAAACAGCAACCUUGAGCUGAUGCUCUCGGACUUGGUGCGAUUCCAGAGGCGCCAAUAUGCAACAGAACCCAUCAAAGCUAAGGCCAAGCGCCGCUAUAUCUGCGGCAUCAAAGAAACCACCAAAAAAAUGGAGAAAAUACGUCUUUUGGUUGUAGCUCCAGACCCCGACAUGUGGAAAAGCUCGCCCGUUGUGGUCGAGAGCUUGUCCGUACUUCUCCAACGAGCAGAAAGCUUACAAAUUCCCGUGAUCUUUGGGUUGUCUCGUACGAAGCUCGCUAGAGUGUGUCGGACUAUUAAAAACAGGCGAGUGAGUUGUGUGGGCGUCUUGAACUACCAAGGAGCUGAGGAGCAUGCUAAUGCUAUCCUUGCGUUACUUCCAGAACUUAAAAAACAAUGGUUGCUUAGAAAUGACCCCAAAAAAGUUACUAAAUGUGAACCUUCUUGCCAGUCCCUAGCUUCGUGUUCCGAUGCAGCUCAUGUGCGCGAAAAUGCGGCUGCUAAAAAUCACACACUUUCUAGAGGCAAGAAUGGGAUUGCCAAGAAUUGUAACGCUGCGGAUUCCUCAACAUUGGUCUCCCAGAAAAUUCUAGACAUUCUCAGAAAAGAGGCCGAGUCAAGUUGAUGGUGAACCUUGGAGUGAUCUACGUUGUUCGUUGGUGUUUCCUUAUGUUGUGGUGUAUGUAUUGGGAGUGCUAAACGUGUGACAUUACCAAUUUCGUGUUGGGCUUAGCUAGGUCUUUAUUUCAAGUUGACGUCUGAGAGUGUGCUCAUCGUGUUAUUUUCACUUUAAUGCACAGUGUACAUUUAAGAGUAUUUCCUGCUGAACUGCGUAUUUAUAUAUAUGUGUUUUGGCGCGAACUGUUUCUUGUAGAGUCGUAGUGUCUGCACGGCACUGGACUGGCUCGGCAUAAUAUAUCAGUUUUAGAGGGUAUAUUUCUGACAAGUCAGGCUUAGGAUACAGCCAAUGGAGUAUUUACAAGGGUUAAUUUUUACUUAUUAUUUCAUUAUUUUCUGCAUACUAGUAGGAUAAAUCAAGUUGUAGCGGUUAGCGUGGCUACGUUUAACUGAAUUCUGCUUCGGUUUGGUGGUCAAACUAACAAUGCUUACAAGAGUUCAAGCUCGAUUUGUUCUGCAAUUUAAUAUCGUUCUAGAGUGCGAAACAAUGGUUAUUCUUCCUCGAUUUUUGUCGUUUACUUUGGAAUUAUUUAGUUUACUCAACGCGACCUAUCGAUAGUAAAAUUUUUCAAAUUGUAGAUUUUGUACAUGGAAGUCUGUUUGCUUAUUACUGGACUUGCAUCAUAUUUUCGAACGGCGUUGCGAACAUGUCUGUUCUAUCAUUUAUUGAUACCGUCUGUUCUAUCAUUUAUUGAUACUGUCUGUUCUGUCAUUUAUUGAUACUGUCUGUUCUGUCAUUUAUUGGUACUGUCUGUUCUGUCAUUUUUUGAUACUGUCUGUUCUAUCAUUUAUUGAUACUGUCUGUUCUGUCAUUUCUUAAUACUGUCAGUGUGCAUUACGUCACCAACACAGCAGGUCUUAAAAAUUUAUUAAGGAACAAUGGUAAGAAGUCGAAAUUAUCUAUUCUGGUUAUUUGUCAGCACUCAAUUGUCUUGUUUUUGUCUUCGCUCUUAUCUAUACAAAUCGGGGGUCGUUUUGCGUUUCUGAAGAUUGCUAUUUCGGUUUUUGGAAAUAGGCUGUUUUUUUGAAGUUGCCAGAAAGAGGAUCUUUGAAUGGAUCCUUUUUAUGUGGCUGAUUUUCCCUCCGAUUCGAGGUUGCCCUUUGUACAUUCGUUGGUGUAGUUUCGUUGAUUAGUUCAAGCUUGGUGUCGCAAUGCUCGU